AUGGAAGAAGACGGAGGGGAAGUGCGAGGCCGAGAGGGGGCCCGGGCUGCGGUCACGCCGCGAUCGCCGGCCGCUCCAGCGCUGCGCGAUCGCGCCGCUCCGGCGGCAAGUGGGUCGCGGGGGCUGGCGGCGCCAAACCCGUUCGCCGGCGCUCGCACGUCGAGGAUUUCCAGGGGGGCGGGCGGUACCGUCUGCGGCGGCAGGAGGGACCCCGCCGCCUCCGGCGCGACGCCGCGGACGCGCCCGCCGCCUCCGCGCCUCAUCGACGCGCCUGUCCCGGAGCGCGGCCGCGCAAGGGGAGCAUGUCUCGCCGACGCCGGGACAGGUUCAACGAACUCCGCGUGCGGCAGCAGCGGCGCGCGCGAGGCGCUUCCGUCGCCCACAACCCCUCGCGGCGGAUGCGGACGCGCGCGCUGCGUGUUUUUUGGGGAGGAAGCACGGUCCCCCGCGAAAGUGUCGGGUGAGGGCCGGCGAAGGCGACGUAGAAGCACAAGCAGAAGCAGCCGCCAGCCGCUGCGCGCCCCCUCUGCCGCCCCUCGUCUGGCUGCGACGCGCAGACUGGAAUCAGCUGAGAGCAGAGUGGGGAGACACGGUACACGUGGCCGCUGGAGCUGGAGCUGGAGCCAGCUGACGGCGGCGAGGGGAGCCCAGAUCCGACCGGAAGUAACGGGGGAGCGCGCGCCCAGCCGCCCACCAAAAACUCGAGGCGUUGAACCGCCGGGGCGCGGCAGCCCUUCCUCUGCCACCUACUCCGAGGACGCAUCGCUCGCACUCCCAAGAUGUGCGGCGUGUUUCCUGGGGGCCUUUAGCUACCACACAGCUUUCUACCAUUUACUCACAUAA
Messenger RNA from Schistocerca serialis cubense, 843 nucleotides. RefSeq names its product nematocyst expressed protein 3-like. The record is from RefSeq and is a predicted model, not a curated record. Lineage: Eukaryota; Metazoa; Arthropoda; Insecta; Orthoptera; Acrididae. The coding region runs from base 1 to 843 and encodes 280 amino acids. The transcript is spliced from 2 exons.